AUGCAAAAGGCACGGGACAAAUGUCAACAUGUGGAAACCACCUUGGAGUCACUGGAGGAGAAGCUGGGUCACAGGGAGGAUCAACUUGACUCUGCAGAAGAUUCACUCAUCAAUGAUCUCCGUCCGGGUGCCGAAACUACCGACAACGGCAAACCUCCAGAGCCUUUGAGCCGCCGACCCCCUUCUUCUCUCCCGCCUCUACUCCUCGGUAUCGGCCCAGAGAGACCCGAGGACUUCCACCCUCUCUACAAGAAAUUCAUGUCAGCGGUCGGGUACCUCGAGCUCGCCGAGGAGCACCACCAAGAUCUUCUCUUCCGAAAACAGUCCAUCGAACGCGAACAGGGUCAUCUGAGGCUUGCUCAAGACUACCGUCCAACCGAGAACAACGCCAUCAACAGGCAGCUCGAAAACCAGGAUUUGAAAUUCCUCCGCGAUUUUGAUCUUCACAUGAAAGAGAACCUCCUCGAGAUGGAAAGACUUUGUGAAGAGGUGGAACGGCUUCGACAAAUAUGUCAGGAUCGAGGCGUGUUUCCCAAGCACGCGCCUCUGCAUGAGGCUUAUAGAUUUGAGCGGGACCUUGGUGACGACCUGCUUCUAAAUCUCAGUCAAACCGAGGGCAAAGAGGCCGGUCCAUUGUUCACCUCCCGUUUCGCGGUCCUACUCUACAGCCCCAACCACCUUAUCGAGGAUACUCCGAUUACAGCAAAGGCAGCUUUGAAGAGAGCCGUAAGCGUCAAGGAUGGCGAUCCCCUCUAUCCAUUCAAGGCGGAAAUGUUCGCCGCCGCCGCCAAAGAGUUUCUCAUCGAGCACCUUAUCCAAGAUGCCAAUGAGUCCGACAAGACUGACUUUAUCAACCGCUGGCUGCUACACAGACUGAGGACUUCUGCCGUCGAAGUGGAGCUUCUCUACUCAUUGUUUAUCUCUUCCUCUUCCUUAACGAUUCUCAACAUGGAACAGUGGCAACAGGACGUUCUAUUCUACUGGACAAGGGAUGAGCAGGCACGGCUUCCACCCGAGCGGUACAUAGGUCCCGUUACAUCGGAGUACACGCAAGGGCAAUCUGUAUUCACCGAAUCGUCUGUCAAAUCCAGCCUGCAGAGCGACCCACCCGAAGAGCCCUCCACGGCUGCACCUUCAACACCAUGA
Diaporthe citri is the source of this 1146-nucleotide messenger RNA. RefSeq lists its product as uncharacterized. Lineage: Eukaryota; Fungi; Ascomycota; Sordariomycetes; Diaporthales; Diaporthaceae. The record is from RefSeq and is a predicted model, not a curated record. The transcript has a single exon. Bases 1 to 1146 code for a protein of 381 amino acids.